GGGGAGGGUUUGUUGGGGGGGCAGGGAGGAUACUAAAACGUUAGAAAGUGAGGGGUUAGGAGGAAAGGCAUGCGGGCAGCAACAACAAAGGGAUUAUUCAUCAAAUUCAAAAUCCACAGAAACACGCAGUGCCAUCUAACACUUCCACUUCUUCUAAUGGCAAACCAAGCAACAAGUCCUAGGCUUUCUGCUUUGUUUUCCUCGUUUCCUGGUUCUCCCGUUCACGUGCCUCUUAAGCGCGUGGGCACGCACAACGGAAGCUUCCACUGCGACGAGGCACUUGGCUGCUUCAUGAUUCGCCUCACUGACAGAUUCAACAACGCUGAAAUCGUUCGCACCCGCGACCCCCAUGUGUUGGAGGGUCUUGAUACUGUUCUUGAUGUUGGGGGAGUGUAUGACCCUGCCCAAGAUCGGUAUGAUCAUCAUCAAAAGGGAUUUGACGAAGUUUUUGGACAUGGUUUCUCCACUAAAUUGAGUAGUGCUGGUCUUGUUUAUAAGCAUUUUGGAAAGGAGAUUAUAGCCAAAGAACUCAAGGUAGAUGAAGAGCACCAAGAUGUUCAUUACAUAUAUUUGGCUGUUUACAAGAGCUUCAUGGAGGCAAUUGAUGCUAUAGACAAUGGAAUCAAUCAGUAUGAUACAGACCAGCCUCCAAAAUAUGUGAAUAAUACUCAUUUAUCCUCAAGAGUAGGAAGGCUAAAUUUGGAUUGGACAGAUCCUGAUCAGUCACUGGAGAAAGAAAAUGAGGCUUUUCGACGUGCUAUGGCUCUUGCUGGAAAUGAGUUUAUGGAUAGUGUUCGAUUUCAUGUAAAUUCAUGGUUACCAGCAAGGUCAAUUGUAAUGGAGACUCUUGUGGCUAGACAGACUGUUGAUCCUAGUGGAGAAAUAAUAGUAUUGAAUAAAUUUUGUCCUUGGAAGCUUCACUUAUUUGAGCUAGAGGGAGAGAUGAAAAUCGACCCUCCAAUUAAGUAUGUUCUGUAUCAGGAUGAGAGAAGCAAACAAUGGAGGGUGCAAGCAGUUGCAGUAUCUCCUGACAGGUUUGAGAGCAGAAAGCCUCUACCAUCACAGUGGAGAGGUUUAAGGGAUGAUGAACUGUCCAAGGAGGCUGCCAUUCCUGGCUGUGUUUUUGUGCAUAUGAGUGGAUUUAUUGGCGGAAACCAAUGCUUCGACGGUGCCUUAGCCAUGGCAAGAGCUGCUUUGAAGAUGUAAGCAAAGGAUCACACAAACCAAGGGCUAUCGUCCAUUAAUUUUGCAUAAUCUUUCACAUUACUGUGUACUGAUUGCAUUGAAGAGACAUGGGAACGGUUGCUUUACGAAGGCUCUAAUUCCGAGUUGUUAACUUGUUUACAAAUGUGCUUCUAUCUAUAUAUCCCCUUCUUCACG
Abrus precatorius (Indian licorice) is the source of this 1380-nucleotide messenger RNA. RefSeq names its product UPF0160 protein. Lineage: Eukaryota; Viridiplantae; Streptophyta; Magnoliopsida; Fabales; Fabaceae. The coding region runs from base 70 to 1206 and encodes 378 amino acids. The transcript is spliced from 7 exons. Gene Ontology annotation, cellular component: nucleus; cytoplasm. The record is from RefSeq and is a predicted model, not a curated record.